AUGGCUUCCAUCAACGGUCACCCUCUACCAUCAAAGUUCAAGUUACCUUCUUUGGAUUCAUAUGAUGGAACGCGCGACCCGUUUGAUCACAUCGCCACCUUUAAGACUACCAUGGCUCUUCAAAGGGUGCCCGACGAAAUAAUGUGUAGAGCCUUCCCUACUACCUUCAAGAGCCCAGCACGAGUUUGGUUCAGCAAAAUACCCCCAAAUUCGGUAAGUUCUUUUGAAGAGUUGAGCAAGUUGUUUGUCAAUAAUUUCAUUGGGGGACAGAGGCACAAGCGUUCCUCGUCCAGCUUGUUAACCAUAGAGCAGGGGGAGAAAGAGAGCCUGCAGUUGUUCAUCACCCGUUUCAACAGAGAAGCCCUGAGUGUGGACGAAACAGAUGAUAAGCUCCUAUUGGCGGCCUUCCAUAAUGGGGUGAAUUCGGAUUUAUUUAUACAUAAACUUUAUGAAAAAGAGCCUCAGUCCGUGGUCGAACUCGUCCAUUCGGCUCAAAAUUUUAUGAAUGUAAAAGACGCGAUCAUUACUAAGAAGAGAAAGAGAUUUGAGAGAGUAAAGGCAAACCCCAGUCGCCAUCCCAAGCAAGGCUCUCAUCCAAAGAAGGGACAGACGGAAGAAAGGAAAGACCGAGAUAAUAAAAAGCCAGGAUCUUCAACACAGAACCAGCAAUAUACCCCUUUGAAUAUGCCACUUGAGCAGAUAAGGAUGGACGAGGCAGACCAAGAGAAAACAUCUUUUGUCACCAGUCAAGGCUUAUUCUGUUAUAAGGUGAUGCCAUUUGGCUUAAAGAAUGCAGGGACGACAUAUCAGAGAUUGGUCAACCACAUGUUUCAUCCGCAGAUUGGGCGGAAUGUGGAAGUCUAUGUAGAUGACAUGCUGGUGAAGAGUUAG
Quercus lobata is the source of this 891-nucleotide messenger RNA. RefSeq lists its product as uncharacterized. NCBI's taxonomy places the organism in Eukaryota, Viridiplantae, Streptophyta, Magnoliopsida, Fagales, Fagaceae. The coding region runs from base 1 to 891 and encodes 296 amino acids. The transcript has 2 exons. The record is from RefSeq and is a predicted model, not a curated record.